AGUGUCUUGUUCCUCAUAUUUAUUUUCAUCUAAAAACAUCCGCCUUUAAACUCGUAGGUGUCUGUUCUACUUUUAGAGGUCAGAACUGUCCGUCUUGACUGCGCUUAUUUCACUCCUCCCCUUAUGUAGCCGCUUACAUUUCAGGCGAGGCGAGGGGGAUCUCAAAAGAGCCUAGUGUCCGACAUGACAGCUCCGUUUUCAACUCCGCCCGCGACUGCUCUCGGAUACUCUCGUUGAUCGCCGUCUGUAGCCGUAGAUGAAGUCGAACACACCGAGUCCGACAACAUAGAAAGCUCUGAGUAAAAUGUCAAGUGUUGUCAUUUCAGAAUAACGGUAUCUACGACAUGGCGUGAAGGCAGCAUUAGACACUACAUUAUAGCGAAACGCCCUACAGUUUCUUUUCUUUUAUAUUUAUUUGUAACUACAGCUCGUAUAUAUUAAGCCUAUUUACUGACAAAAUGGAGAACAGAUGAAAAAUAUGAUGGAAGAAUGUAAAAAAAGUUUUCUUUUUCUUCGAGUCUUUUUUAAAGAUAUACUGUAUUACUUUCACAUUCACACCCAGGGCUCUGGCAUUGGUUAACGCACUACCCAUGUGAUUCUCGUAACCUCGUGACGCUUGCAGGCGCACACUAAAGCGCUCGCUCCCGCUAGUUUACAGUUCUCAGAAUUCGAAUUCGCUCACUUCAAAUAUGAAACUCCAGGGUUCUUGUAAGGCCACUUCUUGAAAAUGGCAGAAAUGAAUAAACAUCUGAAUUUGGUGUUACUGGGAAAAAUAGGAGCUGGGAAAAGUGCAUCAGGAAACACAAUUCUGGGACGACAAGCUUUUGAAUCAAAGAAAAGUUUCAGUUCUGUCACACAAGACGUAGCUGUUGAAUCUGGGACUGUCUUUGGACGACAGGUCACUGUUUAUGACACACCAGGAUUAUUUAACCCAAAGCGGAGUGAUGAAGAAAUUCAACAAAUGCAUGCAAAAGCUCUUCAGAAAUGUGAAUCAGGUCACUGUGCAUUUCUGCUGGUCAUCAAAGUUGGCAGAUUCACUGAAAAAGAGAGAAUAACUGCGGAGAAGAUUGAAAAGCUCCUGGGAGAAAAUCGUUUGAAGAAAACCUGGAUUCUCUUCACUGGAAAAGAAGAACUGGGCAAGACAAUCGAAAAAUUCAUCAAUGAAAGUGAACCACUGAAGAAACUCGUACAGAAAUAUGAUCAGAGAUACCACGUGUUCAACAACAAGAUAAAAGGAGAUGCUACGCAAGUUCAAGAGCUGCUUAUAAAAAUAGCUUCAACAGAGAGUGAAGAUGAUCUGAAUAUAAGACGAAUGGCGAGGAGAGAGGAAUAUAAACAAAAUCUUUUACUGCAGUGGUCUGCUUUUGGCUAUGUGUUGACAUCAGAGGAGGAGCUGGAGGAGUUUGAGCUUCAGAAAUUCACGAAAUCAGACGAGUGUCUCAUUAGAUUAUCAGCAGUCAUCAAAACCUCCAAAAGAGCUCUGCUAAAUAAUUGUAGCUUAACACACAAAAGCUGUUCAGCUCUGGCUACGGUUCUUGGAUCAGAUAACAGUCUGAAAGAGCUGAACCUGAACAAUAAUAAUCUACAAGAUUCAGGAGUGAAGCUGCUCUGCACUGGACUGGAAAAAAAGACAUGUCAUUUGGAGAUACUAAGGCUUUCAGACUGCAGAAUCACUGAAGAAGGUUAUAAAGCUCUGGCUUCAGCUCUGAGAUCAAACCCUUCACACCUGAUAGAGCUGGAUCUCACAGGAAAUGAUCCUGGACAAUCAGGAGUGAAGGAGCUCAGUGGUUUACUACAGGAUCCAAACUGUCAACUCAAGACACUGAGUCUGUGUUUAUGCAGUAUUACAGAGAAACAGUGUCUCAUCCUGACUUCAGCUCUGAAAUCAAACCCAUCACACCUGAGAGAACUGGACCUGAGCUUGAAUGAACUAGGAGACUCUGGAGUGAAAAACCUCAGUGAUCUACUGAUGAACACACAAUUCAAGCUGGAGAAACUAGAUCUGUAUAGAUGCAGAAUUACAGAGAAACAGUGUCUCAUCCUGACUUCAGCUCUGAAAUCAAACCCAUCACACCUGAGAGAACUGAACCUGAGCAGGAAUAAACUAGGAGACUCUGGAGUGAAAAACCUCAGUGAUCUACUGAUGAAACCACGAUGCAAGCUGGAGAAAGUAGAGUUAAGCAACUGUGAAAUGACAGAUGAAGGUUGUUCUGCUGUGACUUCAGCUCUGAAAUCAAACCCAUCACACUUGAGAGAACUGAACCUGAGCUGGAAUAAACUAGGAGACUCUGGAGUGAAAAACCUCAGUGAUCUACUGAUGAACACACAAUUCAAGCUGGAGAAACUAAAUCUGCGUGGAUGCAGUAUGACAGAGAAACAGUGUCUCAUCCUGACUUCAGCUCUGAAAUCAAACCCAUCACACCUGAGAGAACUGGACCUGAGCUGGAAUGAACUAGGAGACUCUGGAGUGAAAAACCUCAGUGAUCUACUGAUGAACACACAACGCAAGCUGGAGAAACUAGAGUUAAGCAACUGUGAAAUGACAGAUGAAGGUUGUUCUGCUGUGACUUCAGCUCUGAAAUCAAACCCAUCACACCUGAGAGAACUGAACCUGAGCUGGAAUAAACUAGGAGACUCUGGAAUGAAAAACCUCAGUGAUCUACUGAUGAACCCAAAAUGCAUGCUGGAGAAACUAGAUCUGUAUAGAUGCAGUAUUACAGAGGAACAGUGUCUCAUCCUGACUUCAGCUCUGAAAUCAAACCCAUCACACCUGAGAGAACUGAACCUGAGUGAGAAUAAACUAGGAGACUCUGGAGUGAAAAACCUCAGUGAUCUACUGAUGAACCCACAUAACAGGCUGGAGAAAUUAGAGUUAAGAAGCUGUGAAAUGACAAAUGAAGGUUGUUCUGCUGUGACUUCAGCUCUGAAAUCAAACCCAUCACACCUGAGAGAACUGAACCUGAGCGAGAAUAAACUAGGAGACUCUGGAGUGAAAAACCUCAGUGAUCUACUGAUGAACACACAAUUCAAGCUGGAGAAACUACAUCUGGAUAAAUGCAGUAUUACAGAGAAACAGUGUCUCAUCCUGACUUCAGCUCUGAAAUCAAACCCAUCACACCUGAGAAAACUGUACCUAAACAAUAAUGAAAUAAAAAACACAGGAGUGAAUCACUUAUGUGAGGUACUGAAGGAUUCACACUGUAAACUGGAGAGAUUGAGACUUUCAGACUGCAGUAUCACUGAAGAAGGUUAUAAAGCUCUGGCUUCAGCUCUGAGAUCAAACCCUUCACACCUGAUAGAGCUGGAUCUCACAGGAAAUGAUCCUGGACAAUCAGGAGUGAAGGAGCUCAGUGAUUUACUACAGGAUGGACUCUGUUCAUUAAAGACCAUCAGUCCUGCUGCAGAGGAAGUGUGUGAGUAUCUCACUGGAGUUCUGGGUAAAAGUCCAUUACUACUGAAAGAACUGGAUCUGAGUGGAGAUAAAUUAGGAGAUCUGGAUGGGGAGAAACUCUCUGCUUUUUUGAUGGACUCUCAUAGCAAACUGGAGAAAAUAAUGCUGAAUAAUUGUGAGCUGACAGAGAAAAGCUGUUCAGUUCUAGCUACUGUUCUCUCCUCCAAAACCAUCCUGAAAGAGAUGAACCUGAACGACAGUCGUCUGCUGGAUUCAGGAGUCAAAGAGAUCUGUGAGGGACUGAAGAAUCCUGUGUGUGAGCUGAAGAUACUGAAUCUGUGUAGAUGCAGAAUUACAGAGAAACAGUGUCUCAUCCUGACUUCAGCUCUGAAAUCAAACCCAUCACACCUGAGAGAACUGAACCUGAGCUGGAAUGAACUAGGAGACUCUGGAGUGAAAAACCUCAGUGAUCUACUGAUGAACACACAAUUCAAGCUGGAGAAACUAGAUCUGAGUAGAUGCAGUAUUACAGAGAAACAGUGUCUCAUCCUGACUUCAGCUCUGAAAUCAAACCCAUCACACCUGAGAGAACUGGACCUGAGCUGGAAUCACAUAAAAAACACAGGAGUGAAUCACUUAUGUGACGUACUGAAGGAUUCACACUGUAAAGUGGAGAGAUUGAGGUUAAGCUGCUGUGAAAUGACAGAUGAAGGUUGUUCUGCUGUGACUUCAGCUCUGAAAUCAAACCCAUCACACUUGAGAGAACUGAACCUGAGAGGGAAUAAACUAGGAGACUCUGGAGUGAAAAACCUCAGUGAUCUACUGAUGAACACACAAUUCAAGCUGGAGAAACUACAUCUGUGUGGAUGCAGUAUUAGAGAGAAACAGUGUCUCAUCCUGACUUCAGCUCUGAAAUCAAACCCAUCACACCUGAGAGAACUGAACCUGAGCUGGAAUGAACUAGGAGACACUGGAGUGAAAAACCUCAGUGAUCUACUGAUGAACACACGAUUCAAGCUGGAGAAACUACAUCUGCGUGUAUGCAGUAUUACAGAGAAACAGUGUCUCAUCCUGACUUCAGCUCUGAAAUCAAACCCAUCACACCUAAAAGAACUGGACCUUGGUGGGAAUCAAAUAAAAAACACAGGAGUGAAUCACUUAUGUGACGUACUGAAGGAUUCACACUGUAAACUGGAGAGAUUGAGUCUUUGUGACUGUGGCAUUACAGAUGUUUCUUCUUUAACUCAGUCUUUGACAAACACAAAAGCACUGCAGUUUCUAAAAGAGCUUGAUCUGAGAGACAAUAAGAUUGAAGACUCAAAGCAGCAGCUCACUGAUGUGCUACGAGACUCAAACUGUAAACUGAGCAAAGCAAUCGAUCUACAGGUGUGA
This is a messenger RNA of Labeo rohita (rohu), 4783 nucleotides long. Its product is annotated as protein NLRC5. Gene Ontology annotation, molecular function: GTP binding; protein binding. The transcript is spliced from 24 exons. The record is from RefSeq and is a predicted model, not a curated record. The coding region runs from base 728 to 4783 and encodes 1351 amino acids. Lineage: Eukaryota; Metazoa; Chordata; Actinopteri; Cypriniformes; Cyprinidae.